Molecule: messenger RNA, 5243 nt
Organism: Toxotes jaculatrix (banded archerfish)
Lineage: Eukaryota; Metazoa; Chordata; Actinopteri; Toxotidae
Gene: sema4ga
Product: sema domain, immunoglobulin domain (Ig), transmembrane domain (TM) and short cytoplasmic domain, (semaphorin) 4Ga
Exons: 16
Coding region: 525-3230 (901 amino acids)
Biological process (GO): negative chemotaxis; axon guidance; semaphorin-plexin signaling pathway
Molecular function (GO): chemorepellent activity; semaphorin receptor binding
Source: RefSeq, a predicted model, not a curated record
GCAGGCUGGAGCUGGCUGCACACCUGAGCAAAAGGUGGGACAAUCAGCGAGGAACCGUGUCAUCGUGAAGUAUCAACGAGCUGGCGACAAAAGGACCGGACUACCUGACUCGGAGGCCGGCGGAGAGAAAGAAAAAGAAGUGAGCGUCGUGGGAGGGCGGGCCACCUGUGACGGCGAAUGAGUGGAGAGGAGCUCCAGAGUCAGUGCCGCCGAGAGUAGUGUGUGUCAUUCAGUGGGGGUUUGUGUGUUUGAGUGUGUGUAGGCGUUUAAAGUCCAGUUGGAUUAUCUUCAGCUCAAGGAAACGUACAUAUCCUUCUCUUCCAGGAAUUUGUACUUGAUCCAGGUUUCUUCAGUCCCUCUCUACAGCACAGUGAAAGCGGCCGCCUGCUUGCCUGCUAGUGUUUGUCGGAGCGUGUGGUUGUGUUUGUGUGCUGUACAGGGGUGUAUGUGAGUCGCAGGGUGAAUAUGUUUGUGUGAGUGCCUUUGAGUGUGUGUGUAUACCCUGGUCGGAGAGCGUUCGUCCCAUGAGACGCUCGGCAGAGAUGCAGGGAGCUCGAUCCCCCGCUCUGCAGCUCCUGCUGCUGAGCUGCUGUGUUUGUGUGGCGGCCGGCUACCCAUUCAAAACGCCCCUGGACCUGGACGUGACUCCGCGCAUCACCGUGUUGAGCAGCGGUCUCCAGGGCUGCAGGCGUUUCCAGUCCUCUGCAGUCAACUACAGCACCAUGCUGCUGGAGGCUGACAGAGAGCAUCUCUACGUCGGGGCCCGGGGGGCUGUAUUCGCUCUCAAUGCCUCUGACAUCUCAGCCAGCUCUGCUCUCACCAUUGAGUGGGAGGCCUCUCCUGAGCAAAAACGCCAGUGUCUGCUCAAGGGAAAAGACAAUAAGACCGAGUGUUUUAAUCACAUCCGCUUCCUCCAGAGGUUCAAUUCGACUCAUCUCUACAUGUGUGGGACUCAUGCCUUCAGACCACUCUGUGCAUAUAUAGAUGAGAAGAGGUUUGUUAUGUCAUCUCAGCCUGAGGAGGGAAGAGAAAAAUGCCCCUAUGGCCCGACGACAGGCUACACUGCCCUCAUCAUAGACCAGCAGAUGUAUACGGCUUCCCAGUAUGAGUUCAGGAGCUUUCCAGAUAUCCGCCGCAACUCUCCGUCUCCCACGCUGAAGACAGAAGAUGCCCCCACACGCUGGCUGAAUGAGGCAGACUUUGUGGGCUCCGCACUUGUGAGGGAGAGUCUUGGCAGCAGCACUGGCGACGAUGAUAAGAUCUACUUCUUCUUCACCGAGAGGAGCCAGGAGCAGACAACAACCUACAGCCACAGCAGGGUGGCGCGAGUGGCUCGGGUUUGUAAGGGGGACCGGGGGGGCCGUUUAACUCUCCAGAAACGGUGGACGUCCUUCCUCAAGGCCAGGCUGAUGUGUUCUCUGCCCGAGUACGACUUCCACUUCAACAUGCUGCGCAGCGUGUUCGUCAUGCCUGGCCACACGCCACAGAACACGCUCUUCUACGGCAUCUUUGGCCUGGAGUGGAAAAACGUGAAGGCAUCUGCUGUGUGUCGCUUCUCUCUGUCUGAAGUCCAAGAGGCCUUUCAAGGACCCUACAUGGAGAACCAGGACUCUGGCUCUAAGUGGAAGGAAUACACUGGAAAGAUCCCUGACCCGCGACCAGGAACGUGUAUAACCGACGCUCUCAGGGCCAGGGGCAUUAACUUCUCCACCUCCUUGCCUGAUGAUGUGCUGAACUUUGUCAGGAGGCAUCCUCUGAUGUCCCAGCAGGUCCAACCUUCAGACAGGCGCCCCCUUUUGUUCAGGAGGACCACAGACUAUACACACAUGGCUGUACACAUGAUCCAAGGCUUAGAUGGACAGACAUACCAUGUUUUAUACAUGGGCACAGAUGAAGGCUGGUUACACAAAGCUGUAGAAGUCAAGGGUCAACUGCACAUUAUCGAGGAACUUCAACUGUUUGAGGAACCACAGCCUGUAAACAAGCUCCUGAUAUCUGAAAAACAGAUGAGUGUGUACGUGGGCUCUCCGUCAGGCGUGUUGCAGCUGCCGCUCUCCAACUGCCUCAGAUACACAUCCUGCUAUGAAUGCAUCUUUGCCAGGGACCCUCACUGCGCCUGGAAUGGAGCCCAGUGUGUGGACAUAAUGGCACACACAGACAGAUCCACUUUAAUCCAGGACAUCCAACGUGGCAGCAGGGGAUGUGAGAACACACAAGAUGAUGUUGUCCAGCGGAGCCGCUCUGUGCGAGUGGGCGAUGACGUGCUUCUACAAUGUGAACUCAGCUCCAACUUGGCGACACCCCUCUGGACCCUGGAUGGCAGCGAGCUGCAGGGCUACGGCCUCAACUCAGGCUUCAGAACCGGCACAGAUGGGCUGCUGAUCAUUGAGGCCCGGCAGGACCAGAGUGGGCUGUACACCUGCUACGCUGUUGAGAACACUAUCAGGGUUGCCAUAGUUACUUACAACGUCACCAUCCGCCUGGACCUGCCCCCUCCCCCACCUCUUGAGCCAACUGAAGACCCUUACAGUUUCUUUGCCACUCUGCCGACACCCACCGAGCGUCCGUCCUCUGAGAGGCCCCUGCCACCACCCCCAGCCCCUCUCCUCCCCCACUCAGAGCUCCUGUCCCCCAGGAGCAUGGAGGCCAUGUACCUGUCCCUCAUCACCAUCCUUGGAGGCCUGUGUGUGGUCCUCACCGUGGUACUCAUCUACGUGGGCUUCUGCCUGCGAGUGGGCCACAGAGGGAAGUACUCGCUACGUGCGGCGGCUGCGGCCUACCCGAACAGCAAGAGGCACAACAGGAACAGGAAACAGCACAGGAGCUCCUCCCACAUGGAACUGAAGACCAUCUCGAGCCACUGUAAUGGCAAUGGCAUUUGUAAUGGCGUUUCAAAGCAACACAACGGCGACACCCAGGAUGGAGGCUUCCUUCAGAUUGUCCCCGGUGAGGGUCACCCGUCAUCCAAUAAGGAGCCUCCUCCCCCUGCCCCUCCUCUCCCUCCCACACCGCAACUUCCGUCUCCAGAGUGCGACUUCCCCAACGGGCUGUCGGCCACGCUGCCCAGCGUCCUGAGGAGGAUGAAUGGGAACAGCUACGUGCUGCUGAGGCAGAGCGACUCCGAAAACACAUCACCACUCUGCUACUCCUUCGCUGAGGAGCUCAAUAGGAUCUUAGAGAAGAGGAAACACACUCAGCUGCUGCCCAGGCCGGACGAGAGCUCUGUGUAGAGAGAUGCAACUCCCCCUGUGGUGGGAUGACUGCUGUGUUUUUACCUGGUGCUCAAGUGCCUGACUCAUUAUUGUUGCAGACUAAAGCAAUGAAAGAGUCGUAUCUACAUUCUUUACUUUGGAUAUCCAGUCAUUCCUACUUUUCGAUCCUUUGGGCUGUUUGUCGACCUUAAUUCCCAAAUUUCCUGACACAGGUUCCUUGUGAAGGACCGAGCAUAAAAUGGGAAAAAAGUGUAAUCUACCUCACCUCAAUACUGCCCGGAAGGACAUGUGCAGUCAGCCUGCCGCCUGAUCCUUGUAUCAGGGCUGAUAUCUCAGUCACAGGAAGAACUCUGAUCCACAAAGCACAGAUACACAGACUCCAAAAAGGAGCAGAGCCCCGUGGGAACAUAAAUACAUGUGAAGACUUCUGCUGUGUAGGGUGGCCACAUUUGGCUCAAUUCAAACUGGAGGGCAGCUAGCCAAAGUUUGUUUGCACUGACAAGUGCACAGAUGGCCUAUGCAUUUUUAAAACAUGACAUUCACACGUUUUAAAUAUUGAGGGAAUGGACGGGGUGGACGAGGGAAUUUGGUUUGCAGUGUUUUCACUUUGAAUACUGACUUAACAUAUACAGUAACUCAUAACACUCUACACCAGCCAAAUGGUGAACUAAUCGUUAUUUAAUAUUACUAUUAACCAAAAUUUUAAGUAAGUAAUUAACUAAACUAAACUGAAGAUGUAUUUAUUUAUUACAUUGUUUUAAUUAUUAAUGACAAAAAGUACAUUAUCUCAUUAUUAAUGAAUCUCAAGAUUACAAAUUCAAACAAUCAUUACUAUGUUAAAUAUGUUAAAACUGGUUAGAAAUGAAAUCAGCAAUUUUGUACUGCCACAAUUAACAAUUUGUUGAUAAUUACUUAAUUUGCAGAUAAACUUUUAGUUUUUAUUAAAUUAUCUACAAACACAAUAAGCAUUAAUGUACCUAGAACUGUAGUUGAUCACUCAGUCCAUCAGAGUGGUUGAAUUUGUUGUAUGAUAAACCUUAUGCUGGUCUCUAUUAUAAUGUUGCAGCUCAUGUCUGCGACAAAUGGGAAACAAGUGGCCAUUAAACAUAAAUUUAAGUAUGUGAAAUAAUGUUCUUUAACCUUUGUUAUUGAAGAAAUAUUAAAUAGUGAUUAUUUCACCGUGUUAAUUGACAACCUGAUGAGAAUAUAACAGUAUUAUUGAUUUUAAUGCACUUUAACUGCCAGUUUUAAAACACUUUGGGAAAGUUAUUGGACACUACUCUGGAAUAUGACACUGCAACCUGUGAUGAACCAGUAGAACAUUUUGAAAGGCCGUUUCUCAGUGUGCAGAGCUGCUGCAGUGAAGGCCACAGCUGUGUCCGCUGGACCUUGUUUGACACAAGUGGAUUAGGAGAAAAACAUUGACUGUGUUUCAGCUGAGCCCGAAUCCACUGCUGAGUGACACCCUGCAUGAGGCCAUAACACAGAAUGAGUGACUGUGGGGCGCAGGAAAAAAGCAUCCAAAAAGAAUCCAAGGUCUGAUGAGAACAGGUCAGUUUGAAUCUCUCUUCAUUUCGUUCCCGGGGAUACCAUCUCCCUGCUAGCGUCAGAUGGUUGGACUGGCUGCAAAGAUGUUCUUCUAAUGAGCGGUGAAAUUAAAUUCACCAUCGUUAGGGGACGCUGACGCCAGAAGAGAAAGAGAGGCUGGGUAAGGGCUACAGCACAAGAGUCUCUGCACCUAGAGCGCAGCUCUGCUUCCCCACAACUGGAAUGAAAAUUGUCAGCUGCAGUGUCUCAGCGAGCAGUGUUCCUUGUUCCUGUUUGACGCAAACUUGUUAGACCAAACUCGACGUAUAAUGACCUUUUUCUCAUACUUGCUGCAUGAAUUAUGUUUCAACACUGCUGUUGUUUUUUCCUUUUUAAGUCAAGGAAUCAACAAGGAUAACUAAUAACUCUCAAUGAAAAGUGCCAAGGUUUAUGUUUUAAAAGCUGCUUUGUGAGCCUAUUUUAUUGGAAAACCAGAAAAGGGUU